Messenger RNA from Clupea harengus (Atlantic herring), 735 nucleotides. RefSeq names its product small integral membrane protein 20 (gene smim20). Gene Ontology annotation, cellular component: mitochondrial inner membrane. Gene Ontology annotation, biological process: mitochondrial respiratory chain complex IV assembly. The record is from RefSeq and is a predicted model, not a curated record. Lineage: Eukaryota; Metazoa; Chordata; Actinopteri; Clupeiformes; Clupeidae.
GCGAACACGCCCCUGCCUGCUGUACCCCGGAAGUAAUUGGACGCCGAUUGACUGCCCUCUAUGAGAUGAAUACAAGUGUCACCAGAUCAUGUCAAGUAAUAGAAAAAUAGUGCUAAUAUUUGGAGGUUUCGUAGCAGCCAUUGCAGCCACAUUCUAUCCCAUACUUUUCUAUCCAAUGUCGCAUCCGGAUGAAUACAGGCAAGUUCAGACGGCUAACCGGGCGGGCAUCAGUCAAGCAGACGUGCAACCUGUCGGAGUGAAAAUAUGGUCAGAUCCCUUCAAGUCCAAGUAAUGAAUCAUAGUCCAUCAGCUCCAUCAGGAUGAAUAAGCUGGGGAACGAUGUCGGGGAAGACUUCCUUUUGAACAUCAGUUUGGCAAUGGUGUGUGUGUGUGAGAGAAAGUGAGUGGGUGUAUGUGCACAGGUGUCUGUAUGUGUGUGCUUCUAAUGCAGUGACUAUGUGGAAGUAAGCUGGUGAUGGUGGGUUGCUGUUUCUUUGAAGAAAACUUUAUCCUAUGAAUAAAGUCUAAGUACAAACUUCGGUGUUAAAUGAUUGAAUAGGGUGUUAAGCUAUGGGAUCUUUAGCAUCUGAUUGAAAUGGAAACCAGAAGGCUCUUAGGCCUGGUUGUAUUGAGUUCCAUGUAUUGAGUAUCCAUGCGCCUGUUUAAGGGUACAAUUGUCACUAAUGUGUAGCUCUGUAUCUUGUACAGAGAAUAAACAUUUGAGCUGUUCUAUGA